GCGGCGGUGAAAGGCGCCAUGUCGAUAGUACGAGUGAACGGUGCGCUAACCAUGGCCGGCAUACCUUAUACGCCGAUCCUACUCAUUGGUGCCAUUUUCGGAAACGUGAGGUGUCAGCAGAAGGAUAAGGAUGCUCCUGAGUUUGUUUGCCCGGAAGGCACGCAAGGCAACGGCAACUUCGCAGACCCGGCUACUUGCAGGCGCUUCUAUCAAUGUGUCGAUGGAUAUCCCUAUUUGAAUAGGUGCCCGUCGGGAUUAUAUUUCGACGAUAUUAGCAAGUUCUGUACGUUCAAAGUCGAGGCGAGAUGCGGACCUAUCGCUACAACACCCGCACCUAUCACUGAAGCUCCUCUAGAUUUGGCAUUAAAAUGUGACCCAGCAGAAUGUCAGCUGCCUUACUGCUUCUGUUCCAAAGACGGUACUUUAAUACCUGGCGGCAUUGAUCCUGAAGAGACACCGCAAAUGAUCAUGCUAACUUUCGACGGAGCCGUCAAUUUGAACAACUUCGAACAGUACAAGAAAGUUUUCAACGGCAAGAUAAAGAAUCCCAAUGGUUGUCCCAUACGAGGAACAUUCUUUCUCUCGCACGAGUACAGUAAUUACGCCAUGGUUCAAGCGCUUGCUCACGACGGGCACGAGAUCGCGACAGGGACGGUCUCCCAGCAGCAGGGGCUGCAGGACAAAGGCUAUGAAGAGUGGGCUGGCGAGAUGAUCGGCAUGCGCGAGAUAUUGCGGCGAUUCGCUAACGUGUCCCGCACCGAAAUAACAGGUGCGCGUGCGCCUUUCCUCAAGCCGGGCCGCAACACUCAGUUCAAGGUUCUAGAAGAUUUCGGUUACAUUUACGACAGUUCCGUCGGUGUGCCUCCGCUACCGAUGCCGGUGUGGCCUUACACGUUGGAUUACAAGAUCCCGCACGAGUGUAAAUCUGGAACAUGCCCUACUAAGUCCUUCCCUGGCCUAUGGGAGGUACCAUUCAAUGCACAUUACGUGGAAACUUACGAAGGCGGGCACUGUCCUUACUUAGAUCAGUGCGUUCUACAUAAUCAUGAUUCGGAUGAGGUUUUGGAAUGGCUUCAAGAAGAUUUUAGCCGGUACUACGAUCAGAACAGGGCGCCAUACAUGAUGCCGUUGCACACAAACUGGUUCCAGAUCAAGGAGUUGGAGAGGGGCCUCCAAAAGUUCUUACGUUGGGCGGCCAACUUGAAGGACGUUUACUUCGUGACAGUAACGCAAGCCCUGACAUGGAUGACAGACCCGAAGCCAGCAAAGUCGUUGACCAAUUACGAGCCAUGGCGCUGCGAUAAAAACGACCUGCCUCCAGCGCCCUGCAACCUGCCCAACAAGUGUGCUCUCUCCUUCAAACAUCCAGAUGCAAAUUUCACCGAUACCCGCUACAUGGAGACAUGCAGCGAAUGCCCCAAUCAAUAUCCUUGGUUAGGUGAUUCUGGCGGCACUGGAAUACCUGGCAAAGACAACUACAUACCAGACAAUUUGAAGAGAAAGUAAUUCCAGUAGUAGAAAUUUUCUAAUUGACUAUAUAAUCUGUUAUGCGAGCGAUGACAUAUUUGGUUCAAUACUCAAAACUUAUCUUUUAAGGCCACAUCUACUUUGUAUUUAAGUUAAAUUAGUCAUUGCUCUAAUAUAGAUUGUACUGUUUGUAUAUACGGCCUACUCUUAUAAUGCGUAGGUAGUUAAGGGAACG
This is a messenger RNA of Chilo suppressalis (striped riceborer), 1702 nucleotides long. The record is from the annotation of a GenBank genome assembly. NCBI's taxonomy places the organism in Eukaryota, Metazoa, Arthropoda, Insecta, Lepidoptera, Crambidae.